UUACAAGUUGAUAAAACAUUACCGAAGAAGAACGAAUCCAACGAAAACCUACGAAGAAGAAGAAUGUAAAUAUUCGAUUCAGCGGUGCUAAAAGGUCUGAUGAUGGAUGCAUGAAUAUCACACUGAUGAAAAAUGGCAUCUGUCUGUAAAGCACUUAUUGGCCUUCACAGAUGUUUCAUUCUUCAACAACCCUUUAAAUGCUUAACAGUAAAAUCCAUAACAACUCGCCCUCUCUGGCGGUCUUACAGUGUGGCAUCAGAUGACGAUGAUCCCAAAACAACCUUAAACCCAGAGAACGAGUCCUUGCUGGAGAACUUGAAUCUGAUGGGGGUGGAUGUGAAAAUGGCGCGCAAGCGUCAGCCCGGCGUCCUCCGUCGCCUCUUCACCAACGAAGAGGCCGUGGCUCUGUUCCUUAAGCGCAAAGGUGCUAGCAGCCAGACAGUGGCCAGCAUCAUAUCACGUUACCCGCGUGCCAUCACCCGUUCCCUGGAGCAUCUGGAGCAGCGCUGGCAACUGUGGAGGAAUAUCUUCCAGAACGAUCUAGCGAUUGUGGCAAUCCUGGACCGCUCGCCCGAGUCCUUCUUUCGCUCCAGUGACAACAGAAACUUAGAAAAGAACAUAGACUUUCUGUCUUCUUUGGGGCUCAGUAACAAAGACCUCCACCGAAUGUUCGCCACUGCCCCGCGCACUUUCUCCAACAGCUUAGAGCUCAACAGGCAGAUGGUGGACUUUCUCGAGGAUGUCUGCUAUGAGCUUGGUGGGACUGAUCCUGAGAGGUUUGCCAAAACGAUCAUCUCAAGAAACCUUUACAUUCUCAUCCGGAGCACUAAGAGAGUCAAGGCCAACGUAGAUUUCCUGAAGGUGUCUCUGAAACUGAGCGACGCUGAGCUUCUGGAGUUGCUUCAAGGGAGCGGUGCAAAAAUCCUGGACCUGUCCAACGAAUAUAUAAAAAAGAAUAUGGCCAGCCUUCAAGGGAGGCUUCUGAUGCUGGGCUGUGGCGAAGAGGAUGUCAGAAAGCUGAUCACCGCUUCUCCAAUGGUUCUGUACAUCGGGGCAACGACGCUGAGAACUAAACUAGACUGCCUCCUAAAAGGAGGAAUAACGGCAAAGCAAAUACUGGAGAAGCCCAAGGUGUUGGACACCAGCACGCAGAGUGUCAAUGCUAGAUUAGAGGAGCUUCAACAGAUUGGCUAUGACUUUGAGUCAAAUGGCAUCGGCAUUUUAGGAUUGAGUCAGAAGAGAUUUGCAGCUAAAAAAGAGAAACUUUUACCUUCCAAAAAUAAAUAAAUUGAUCUUCUUAUAUUCAUUUAUUGUUGUAGUGUAUUUAAUGUAGUUUCAACAUUAUGCGUAGCACUUCAUUUCUUAUGAAUCAGGCCUGCACAAUAUAUCGUUUGAAUAUCUCCAUCACGAUAUGCACAUGCGCAAUAGUCCUAUCGCAGGAUGUGCGAUUAUUAUUACGUUUUGAACAUGUAAACGUUUGGUUUGCUUCAUAAAAGCAGCAGGUGUGCCGAGGUGUUGCUUCCUGAAUUGCUUUUA
Messenger RNA from Corythoichthys intestinalis (scribbled pipefish), 1536 nucleotides. Its product is annotated as transcription termination factor 1a, mitochondrial. Gene Ontology annotation, biological process: regulation of DNA-templated transcription; termination of mitochondrial transcription. Gene Ontology annotation, molecular function: double-stranded DNA binding. The transcript has 2 exons. The record is from RefSeq and is a predicted model, not a curated record. Lineage: Eukaryota; Metazoa; Chordata; Actinopteri; Syngnathiformes; Syngnathidae. Gene Ontology annotation, cellular component: mitochondrial matrix. Bases 133 to 1287 code for a protein of 384 amino acids.